UGUCGGUGACUCUGUCAACAAAGUGACGCUGAAGCGUGUAAGUGUCUGCACCUGUAAGCGUCCACCUUUACAUACAGCCAUGAAGAUCACCAGUAUUAAAGUAUACAAGGUGGACCUACCGUUGAAAGAGGGGGCGUAUAAAUGGUCGGCAGGAAAGAGUGUGGAGACAUUCGACAGCUCGGUUGUUCAGAUUGACACGGAUGCUGGCAUCUCGGGAUUUGGGGAGGUGUGCCCUUUGGGCCCUUACUACCUCCCAUCCUACGCCAGGGGUGUGAGGACGGGAAUUCAAGAACUGGGACCCCACCUCAUCGGACGAAAUCCUCUUGAAAUCGGGGCACUGAACACCGUAAUGGACUACCACUUAAAGGGGCAUCCCUACGUGAAGUCACCCAUAGACAUGGCGUGUUGGGACAUCCUUGGCAAGGUCACCAAACAGUCUGUUUGUACCCUGUUAGGGGGACGAUACGGGGAGACGGUUGAUCUGUACAGAGCCAUUAGUCAGCUACCCCCAGAACUGAUGAAAGAGAACGUUCUUCAGUAUAAGAAGGAAGGGUAUAAAAAGUUUCAGCUAAAGGUGGGUGGCAAUCCUGACGAGGACAUCGCCAGAAUUCGUACAAUUCGCAAAGCUCUGGAUCCCGGUGACGUUCUGGUCGCAGAUGCCAAUACCGGGUGGUUACCACACGAGGCUAUUCGUAUAGCAAACGCCGUUCAAGACCUGGACGUCUACAUCGAACAGCCGUGCCUGUCGUAUGAUGAAUGUAUGCACGUGCGACAGCACUGCAGCAAGCCAUUUGUUCUGGACGAGAACAUAGAUGACAUAGAUUCCUUGGUUCGUGCGCAUGUUGACAGAGCUGCUGACGUUGUGAAUUUGAAAAUUAGUAAAUUGGGAGGGCUAACGAAAGCAAAGCAGGCUCGUGACCUUUGUGUGACCUUUGGCCUAGCAAUGACCUUGGAGGAUACUUGGGGCAGCGACAUUGUGACAGCAGCUAUUGCACACCUGGCGCAUAGUACACCGGAAAAGUACCGCUUUACAACAACUGAUUUUAACAGCUACAACACAGUGAGCAUUGCUGCGGGAGGGCCCCAAAGGGUGAACGGCACAAUGCAGGCAAGCACCGAGCCCGGACUCGGUAUAACGCCACAUCCGGAAGUACUAGGCAAAGCUAUCGUGACCAUAUGAGUCUGCGUAACCAAGUUCAGUGGUUGAAUGGAUCCAAAAUAUUUCAGCGUUAAGCGUUGGUUUGAGGACAUAUCCCCCGCCAGCCAAAAUCAAGCUAAAAAAAAACUUGAUAUAAUUCUGGUUGUCAUAACGGUUAUAAUGUUAAUAAUAUUAUUAUCAUAUAGGCCUAUGCCUAGUGUUCAUGAGCUUUAUUUGUAUUUAGAUAAAGUGUGGUCAUUUUGCCGAUGUAGGGGUGAAAUUGUUUCUUGCUUUUCUCUUUUACCUCGGUUCGUAUUGUUUUGUACAUGAUCUCAAUGUUUCUGUAUACAGUAU
Messenger RNA from Lingula anatina, 1492 nucleotides. RefSeq lists its product as uncharacterized. The record is from RefSeq and is a predicted model, not a curated record. NCBI's taxonomy places the organism in Eukaryota, Metazoa, Brachiopoda, Lingulata, Lingulida, Lingulidae. Gene Ontology annotation, molecular function: hydro-lyase activity.